UUUUUUUUUCCUCCAGUGUUGGGAAAUGUCACAGCAGAGCCCCACUUCUUCUAAGAUGACUAGUGGCAUAGCAAUUGGAGUGUGUCUUUGAGCCUGAAAUGUACCAGAAAACACCAGCAGAAUUACCCUUUUUAAGCUGUAAAAAAGGAAUCCAGACAUAAACAUGAUUGGACGACUUGUGAAAACAAAGUUCUGGUUUUGCUGCUUCCUGGUUUGCAGACUUAUUGGAACUAGUGCAUCCUGGGAACACAGAAACAUUUCUGAAGAUUUCAAGCUCUCACAGACAGUCCUCCAGAGUCCUGAUGGAGUUUUUGAAUAUGUAAAUGUUUCCCUGGAUUUCAGGCAUGCAGAGAGAUACUGCAGACAACAAUUCAGCCUGUUGCCCAAUGACACCUCACAGGAUGAUCUGGAAUCGACAAAGAAUUUGCUACUGGCCCUGGGGGUCAGCGAUCCGGUAUGGUUAAGGAACUCGAGCGCUCAUGGAUGGGGGAACCCAUGGGCCACUGGAGGGCAGAACAGCCAUCAUUUGCUAUCCAUUUUGAUGUUCCAAGAGAUAACACACACCAAGUAUGCCAAGGUCAACCUCCAGUUUCCUGUAUUGUCUGAGAUCACAGUCUGUGCAAUGGUUCAAUGGGACAACAAAACCCAGGGAGUUUCCACCAUCUUCUCUUAUGCAGAACCUUUCUUUAUCAAUGCAUUUCAACUGCGAGGGCAAACGGACGAACAUGGCAACAUAAACAUGGCUUUAAUUGUGCAUGGACAUCACACGCCCUACAAAAUGCUGCUCAGAAAUGAUGGGGAGUGGCAUCACCUCUGUGUCACCUGGCAAAAAGCUAAGGGGACCUGGGCAAUCUACAUUGACAGGAAGAAGGGAAACUCUGGCAGUGGUCUCUAUGCAAGCAACGAUAUUAAUGGUGAUGGCAUGUUUAUCAUUGGACAAGACCAAGACACUCUGGGAGGAACUUUUAAUGAGGCUUUCUGUGGUAACAUCACAGCGUUGAAUAUCUGGAAUAAGACCCUGAGUGAAGAGCAAGUGGCAGGGGUCAGUCCCUGCUCAAUGAUCACGCAGAACCUGUUGUUCCAUUGGGAUUUAACUAAGAUAACUGUUGAAGCAACAGUAGAGCGGUCUUUGAUGAAGCUUAUGUGCCCAGAUCUUAAAUCUCUACCCAAUAAAGAAUGCAGGUCCUUUCAGAUCACCCCAGGAACGCAGCAGCAAACACAUGGCUACAGCCCCUGCACAAGACCUCUAGCAUUCGUGUGCAAACACAAAAAAGGUACAUAUUUGAAGUUAAAGGAAAUACAAGAAGCUCAUGAAGAAAAUAACACUCAGUUCAUCGACUAUUUGAUUAAACUUACCAACAGUUCCACGAUUGAAGAAAGCAUGUCUGCUCAGUAUUUAGUAAACCUGAGUGUCUCUGAAGUGCACAAGAUCCUGCAGUACACACACCAAGCCCUCAGAGAAGGCGAUGGGGAGCUAGAGCCGUCUGACCUGCUGGCGCUAGUGCAGUUUCUGAUGCACGUGGCCGACAUGGAUGUUAAAGCCAGCGAGAGCACAGUAAACAUUGGGGAACUCAGCAGGAACUUCAUUGCAAUAGCAGGUGCAAUGUUUGCAAAGGACCAUGUCAGCAAGUGGGCAGCAAUCAGGGAGCUUGUAAAUGGACCCAUGACGGUGGUCCAGAGCAUUGACAGGAUGGCUGCCAAUCUUAACCUGCUGCUGACAGCUGGAAGCAGUGAGAUGGUGAUAGACAGCAGUAACAUCAAACUCAAAGUAAAACAGAGAGUCCUCAGCCAUGAUUCCUCUGGCGCUGACUUCUACGGGCUGCAAUCUGGUAAUGAGAGCACUGGCGAUUACAUUUCAGUUCCUCCAGAACAAAUCAAAGAACUUCAUCGAAAUGGUUUUAAAAAACUUACCUUUGUUAACACGUGGUAUGGCUCCUUGCAUCCCUACUUCGAAAGUGAAAACAAUAUCAUUGAGUUUUCUGCAGUUUCAGAUGGAAGCCGCAAGUAUGUGGGUACAGUGCUGGGGUCUUCUGUUAUCUCUACCACUAUACUAAGCGAUGCUCAACAAAUUAACAUGGCUGUACACUACCAGCUUCAGCACAGAGUUGAGUAUACCCCUGGAUUAGAAUUCGAGCCUGUUUGUGUAUUCUGGGAUUUCAACCUCAGGAUGGAGAAGGGAGGGAGCUGGUCCACAACAGGGUGUACCGUAACUGCCCUGGGUUAUAAAUCAACAUCCUGCUUCUGUAAUCACACCACCAACUUUGCCCUGCUGUUACAAGUGUAUGAAGUGCAACGAAGCCCAGCGGAAGAAUCUACUCUAAGGAUGCUCACAUUCAUUGGUUGUGGGGUGUCCCUCUGUGCCCUGGCCUUGACCUUCAUUCUGUUCAUUGCUGUGGGCGUUCCAAAUUCAGACCGAACUACAGUCCACAAGAAUCUCAUCUUUGCAUUGGCAACUGCAGAAACCCUGAUUCUGUUCAGUGAACUGGCGAGCAGCAACAAGGUGCUGUGCAUGGCUGUCACAGCUCUGCUUCAUCUCUUCUUCAUGGCUUCCUUCACCUGGAUGCUGGUGGAAGGUCUUCUGCUCUGGAGCAAAGUGGUUUCUGUGAAUAUCAGUGAAGACAGGAGGAUGAAGUUAUACUAUGUCAUUGGUUGGGGAUUGCCAGUCAUUAUUGUUGGCAUCACCUUGGCAACUUCCUUCAACAAGUACAUGGCAGACAAUCACUGCUGGCUGAAUGUGCAGACAGAGAUCAUCUGGGCUUUUGUUGGGCCUGUACUGUUAGUCCUGUCUGUCAAUGCCUUUGUGCUGUUUCGCGUGGUGAUGGUGACGGUUGCUAGCGCACGGAGGCGCUCCAAGAUGCUGACGCCAAGCAGUACCCCGCAGCUCAAAGCCUUGGACCUGACAUGGGCAACCAUUAAACCAGUCCUCGUCCUCCUGCCACUGCUGGGUCUGACCUGGUUGUGUGGAGUCUUGGUUCACUUCAGUGUUGUUCUGGCUUACAUAUUCAUUGCAAUGAAUGCAUUUCAGGGUCUUUACAUAUUCCUGGUUUAUGCUGUGUACAACAGUGAGGUGAGGAGUGCUAUAAAAAGAAUGAAGGAAAAGAAAAAGGCUCUUUCUUUUACAAACUGCUCCCAGCCAAUAAGUUUCCUGACAACUCAAAAAACUACAGAUUCUUGGGAUCAUGGGAAAUGUAGUAUUUCUACCCCAGAAAGCAGCGUGUCUUCACCAAAACAAUGUGGCUCCACAAAAAAAUCCCUGGUCUUAAAAAAUGAGGGAUUCAGAAAAGAAAGCGUUGCGACCGCUUCCUUGAAUCAGGCUGUUCAGCUGACAUCCUUCAAACCAUCAGGCUGCUGAGACUUGCAGAAUCAUGUAGAAGACAAACCACUGUGAAAGAACUUCCUGGAGCUCCUGGGCGCAGUGCAGUGCAGCCUGGAAAGCAGCGCAAGCACAUACAUGCUUUAUCAUACCGUGUGUCACUCCUUCUCUUUCCAUUAUGAGUGUCUGCUUUGUUUUCAGUAUCAAUACAAUGCCUUAAAAAGUUAAAUUCCACUGCACAAAAUAACAGUAGCGAGCUCCCAUGCUGUUGGUUUUGAAUAGAAACAGCUUCAGCAGUGGAUUGACUAUUUGGGAACACAAUUUAUGACAGGGCACAUGUUAUUGAAAUAAAUACCAAAGCGAUAAUUCUCUGAUGCCGUGAUAUAUCAGUAUGGAUUGAAAAGCAAGUCCUUCCCAAUGACAUGUUAAGUUUGUUUUCCUCCUCCUUGCCUUUUUGAUGUGCGCAGUGAUGCAGUGUUCCUGUUGCAGUACUUUUUUAACUCUUUGAUGGAAUCUGUAUUCGGGGGGUAAGUUCAGAAGCGGCUCCUCUUUUCUAGUUGUAAUAUACAGCACAGACCACAUCAAUGUCUUCAUAGUAUGAAGAGCCAAUGCCAUCUAGUGAACUCAUUAGUAUUGCCAGAAAUAUAUAAGAAAACCCAUUCGUUUCACUAGAUGGACAGAUAUUAUAUAUUUGAGUGAUUGCAAUAGGAAGCACUCUGCAUGAUUGCGAACAUCAUAAGGUACAUUUGAAAAAAAUCUCGGAUCUUGUGAAGUUGGGCAAAGGCUAAGCUGCUCAAAUUGUGCAAAAUGAUGUAUUUUAUUAUAAGUCACCUUACCCACCACAUUUUAACUUAUUUAGAACACAAGAACAAAGGUUGUACAGAGAAACUACUAGUGAUUGUAAUAAGUAUUGGUUUGUUUUUUUUAACACUAGAAUUGCGCUACGUCUUCUAAGCAAAGGCUGAUAUCUGCAUAUGCUGGGCUUGUGGCCCAUUACAGUGAGUGGUUCAUUUUAUGUGUGAAUAACAAUACAGAAUCAUUGAGAGGGGAUAGAAGAAGAUUGUGUACUGUAUAAUGACAGUAUAAUUAAUGUGUGGUAUCCAAAUAAUUACUGACUAUAUUGAACCAUGCAUGCCUUAAAUGAACCAUGUUCCACUAUCCUCAGGGCUGCAGAAGUUUUGUUGUAUUGUUUCCUGUGUACUGUAAUCCCAAGUAGCCUCUCCUUUUUGGGGGCAGUUUAAGAGUGCAGAAAUGUUUAUGCUGUGUGGUGUAGUUCUGCACAAUAUAAUUGUAGUUCUGUACAAUUAAAUGUGCUAAAUUUGCUUAAAUUAAUGGCACGUGAAUAAGAGGGUUUGCAGUAUAUUCUCUAAGUGAAAAAUAAAAUGCAAAAUCUGGAAUUGAGAUCAUAUUAAACAAUUCGACAAUCCUAGAAUUUAAAUAAACACAAUCUUACAGCUGCUAAUAUAUUUUUGAGAUCACAAAAGAACUAGUUGAAAUGUUUGUCAUUGAAUUUACUCAGAUUCUUUUACCUUUUCAGCUUUGGCAUAAUAUCCACAGCUCCCCUUCACUGGGUGGUUGAUCUUUCCAUUUUAAAUGCUUUUUCUUCACUUUGGAUUCUAAGAUACAACACUAUAAGAGCUCCUUAAAAAUCAAACCUGUAUUAAAGAACACAAUAAAAAGAAUCCAGUGAAGCUAAUGAUACCUGUUUUCAAUGUUUCAUGUGAGCUCUUGAAGCUGACAUAUUGUCCGACACAUUGUAGAAAUAUAUAUUAGGUAACGUUGCCUGUCAUUUUUUUAAAAGAACAUGACAUUAGCUAUGGUCUGGCCUGGUCUCCAAGUGAAAUGAGGUGGUCCCCGAGUGGCUCACCUGGUAGAAGUGCAGCCGCGUGGUGCGCAGGGUGAGUCAUACAGUGCCGGCAGGGCAGAGUAUGCCGGUGGGGAAUCCGAAGGGAGCGUCUCAUUGGCCCGGGUGCUCCCGUGGGUUAGACAGGUAAAACCGGUAGGGACUGUUUCUCCUCAUUGCUCCCCUGUUGCUGGACAGGCGCCCGGUGUGCUCAGGGCAGACACCGCAUGGCUGGCGUUUGUCCUCCAGAGGUCGAUAGCUUGCUGACAUCUGCUGUCGAGUUUUUGGGUGAAAAAGGAAGCUGGCUUUAAGAGGACGCCCACUUAAUCUUCGGGUCUCUUGAGCCAUUUGAGGAAUUGCUGUGGUGAGGAGAAAAGCUAUUGGGCACUCCAAUUUUCUCCAAAUUUGGGGGGAAAAUUUAUAAUUGG
Messenger RNA from Polyodon spathula (Mississippi paddlefish), 5584 nucleotides. RefSeq names its product adhesion G-protein coupled receptor D2-like. Gene Ontology annotation, molecular function: G protein-coupled receptor activity. The transcript has 26 exons. Gene Ontology annotation, cellular component: membrane. The coding region runs from base 164 to 3352 and encodes 1062 amino acids. The record is from RefSeq and is a predicted model, not a curated record. Gene Ontology annotation, biological process: adenylate cyclase-activating G protein-coupled receptor signaling pathway; cell surface receptor signaling pathway. Lineage: Eukaryota; Metazoa; Chordata; Actinopteri; Acipenseriformes; Polyodontidae.